AUGGCGGCGCCCGGGCGGCGGUGAAGCGGCGGGUGAGAUCCGGUCCAAACACAAAGAGGGAGAAAACCCGCCCGAGGUGGGGGGUGGGGGGGGGGACCCGCGGGUGAAGAUCCUCAGCCUGGGCCUCGGGUGCGGACAGAACCGGAGAACCCCCAACCCCUUGGAAAGAUGCGUCUCACCACUGCCCUGUGGAUCAGCCAUGGCAAGGUUGCCCGUCGGAUGGGCCUCGGGCCCCAAUCCCGCAUCAAUAUGUUACGGAACCUCGUGACUGCGUUAGUCCGGCACGAGAGGAUUGAAACCACACUGGCACGAGCUGACGAGAUGAAACCCUACGCUGAGAAGCUGGUGGACUAUGCGAAGCGGGGUGACACGGAUGACAGAGCCAUGAAGAUGGCUGACUUCUGGCUGACGGAAAAAGAUCUCAUCCCGAAGCUGUUCCAGGUCCUGGCUCCGCGAUUCCAGGACCACCAGGGGAGUUACGUUCGGAUGGUGCAGAUCCCGACCCGUGAGAAGGACAGCGCCAAAAUGGCGGCCAUCGAGUACAGACGCAACCCUCUGCCGCCCCUCAUCGCCGGGCGCCCGGGAGCCAACGAGAAGACCCUGGUCAAUCAGCUGCUGAAGGGCUACAGGGAGGAGGUGGCGCGGAAGGGGACCUCGGGCACAGGCGAAUCCCAGGCCUCCAGUGCGGCCUAGCUGGGACAGAAGGCAAGGCAAUGGAUUGCAGUCGCUUCCCUGCACCCAGCCCUUCCCCUCCCGGGGACCAUCAACCAUUUCAGGCUGCCCGGGGACAUAUCUGGGAUUGCAUUCCCAUUGCACUUGAUCUUCUGGGUAUCGCUGACAACCUCGGGCAUGAACCUGGGCACGACUCUUGGUCACUCAGAGAUCUGGCUCACUUAUAAAAACUGUAUAAUAUUAAACCCGCAAUGUGUGAUUCUC
This is a messenger RNA of Carcharodon carcharias (great white shark), 936 nucleotides long. It is a transcript of the gene mrpl17, whose product is annotated as mitochondrial ribosomal protein L17. The record is from RefSeq and is a predicted model, not a curated record. Gene Ontology annotation, molecular function: structural constituent of ribosome. The transcript is spliced from 4 exons. Gene Ontology annotation, biological process: translation. Lineage: Eukaryota; Metazoa; Chordata; Chondrichthyes; Lamniformes; Lamnidae. The coding region runs from base 169 to 693 and encodes 174 amino acids. Gene Ontology annotation, cellular component: mitochondrial large ribosomal subunit; ribosome.